Penicillium canariense is the source of this 921-nucleotide messenger RNA. RefSeq lists its product as uncharacterized. The record is from RefSeq and is a predicted model, not a curated record. Bases 1 to 921 code for a protein of 306 amino acids. The transcript is spliced from 4 exons. Lineage: Eukaryota; Fungi; Ascomycota; Eurotiomycetes; Eurotiales; Aspergillaceae.
AUGCCGGAAAUCGCAGUUGCUGCCAGUGUACUCUCAACCCUGUUUAGUGGCGCCACGAGUGUGGCCAGUAUCGUCAUGUCACACCAGUUCAUCAUAGCAGGCGAAACCAUAUUCAUCAAUCUGAUCAGUGCUCUCAUGCAUGGAGAUGGUGUAGGAAGCUCGGGUGACAUUCGUACAUUCCUUCAGGACGGAUCCUGGGUCAAUGUUCCUGACAUGGAUAUGGCAAAGACUAGUCAAACUAUGAUGAGCAUGAUCCAGUCCUCAAUGAUUAACUACCUCUGCGCAUGCAACGGCAUCGGUUCAACGGGGCCUAAGGACCAGGAUAACCUUAUUUGGUGGUGUGAUGACAAUAACCAAGCAUGGUAUCUUUACUAUUGGCAGAGGCGACCCACCGAUCAAGACACUCAAUAUGAUAAUUCGGAUAACGGAUGGAUUGCUCGUCCGUGGGGAUCAGACCGGAUGGGCAAACCCCCCUACUUGAAGACAACGGGAGGUAGUGGCCCAUUCUGGGAGAAUAUCAAUCCCUCGGAUGCUGUUAUCUCCGCCAAAGCCUACCGAGUAGCCGGUAACGACUAUGAUACAGCCACUUGGAACAAGCGGAUAGAGGAGAUAUUCAGUACUGGAGCGAACCCGUGGUCUGAAGGUACCAGUAUGGAAGGGCUGUGGACAAUUCCUGUGUGCGAUAUCAGUGCCACUGUUAGUAGUGACUACGAUUAUGCCUUCAAACAGUAUAUCCUACAGCCAUACGGAUAUGGAUAUAAGCCGAAGUGGUGUGGGCCCAUCUGUGGCAAUGACGCCAACCAGACUAUAGCCUUCUAUCAAAAGGCAAACUUCGGCAAUGGCUUUUCGGCACCCUUUCUAGAUAGUUGUGAGUAUGCUGGCAAGACUUGGGAUUGGCAAACAGGAGACACAAGUAACUGA